UACUUGCCAUUGGUUUGUAUCACUGGGAAGAUGCUCCAGGUUUGAUCCCUGUCUUUUGACCACGGAAAGCGUUGACAAUGCAGGAAAUGACCUAGAGGCCUUACAGAUACAUUUGUGCUUUUGUCGCUCCAAUCUGCAUCCGCGGGGAGCAGCGAGAUCUGGAAGCACACUUGUUUCCGCGGUGAGUAAUAUCUACCUCAGCCAGGAAGCUGCUGGAGACUUCAGACAGGCAGACAGAGCUAUCAGCUGGCCGCUCGCUCACUGCCUGCAGAGUUCUGCUUUCUGAAGACGAUUUCAGACGGACUGGAUCUGUCUACGCUUCGCCUCCCACAGAAACCACAUCCUCUGAUUCCAGCAUUCACUUUUUAUUACUGUCCUUUUCCCUCCGUGCUGUUGACCAGUGUCCGAUUGUCCUUGGCUUCAUCUUUGCUUUUAAAAGGAUUUUCUACUUUUAUUAGUGCAGGCUGGUUUAGGUUUAUAUAUGUCCAUCCAUACGUGUAUAUACUCUAUGUACUGCAUGACAAAGGAUCCCCCCCACCCAUUGUGAAGGAAAGUUAAUGCACUUUAAAACUUGGCUAUAGUUUCAAUUUGAGUAAAUUGUUCUUGGCUUUUCCCCCCUAUUAUGAUAAUUCUGUCAGAAGCUGGAAACAGAGAAUCUGGAGGUGUGUGCUGUUUUUUAACCUGCGCCUGAAGUAUCUGCAGCCGGGCUGCACGUAAGCAUUUCACGCGGCCUGCCAGUGUUUUGAUUGCCCUCCAACCUCUCCCAGUUCUUGCUGCCUCUCUACCAGGCACACUGAGAUGAGCCUCUGGCAGGUGGAAUCCUUGAGCUGUCUUUUUCCAUAACUUGAACAGCUUCAGGACUGUGAACUGAGCUUGGUGUUUUUGUAAAGAAGACAAGAGAACUUUGUGAGAUAACGAACAAAAAAAGUUUCCGGUGCUGUUGCACCACUUAUGUAUUGUUGUAGUGCGCAGGAAAGUAAAAUGGACUACAAGCGUCGCUUUUUGCUCGGCGGGUCCAAGCAGAAAGUGCAACAGCACCAGCAGUACCAGAUGCCUGAGCUGAGCCGGACCUUGAGCGCCUCCCUGGCCUCCUCUUGCUCUGCCUCCUCGCCCAUGGGCACCGGGGUGGGGAUGCCUGGCAGCUGCCACCCCCCUCCUUCUGGCACCACCACCGCAGUUGCAGACAUCCAGCAAGGCAUCUCCAAAUAUCUGGAUGCUCUCAACGUUUUCUGCCGGGCCAGCGCCUUCCUCACAGACCUGUUCAGCAGUGUGUUCAGGAACUCUCACUAUUCCAAAGCAGCUAUGCAACUGAAGGACGUGCAGGAACACGUCAUGGAGGCGGCCAGCAGGCUGACUGCAGCAAUAAAGCCCGAGAUCGCCAAGAUGUUGAUGGAGCUGAGCGCCGGGGCGGCCAACUUCAAAGACCAGAACGACUUCAGCCUGCAGGAUGUUGAGGUGCUGGGUCGGUGCUUCCUCACGGUGAUGCAGGUCCAUUUCCAGUUUCUGUCGCAGGCUCUGCAGAAGGUGCAACCCGUGGCUCAGUCCUGCCUGGCCGAGGCUCUCGCCCAGGCCCAGGAGCGCUGCGCCAACACCCGCUCCCAAACCUCCGACCUUGGGCCCCUCACGGAGCUGGAGGAGGCCUCCCGCCUGUGGAAAGGUGCAGCUCAGGCCAUGGCCCGGCUGAGAGAGAGGGGUCGGGACGGCUGCCUGGCAGGCAUCCAGGUUCAGCAUCUCUUCUGCUCCAACAACACCAACAUCCCCGAGCACCAGCUGAAGGAGCUCAACAUGAAGAUAGACAACGCUUUACAGGCCUACAAAGCAGCACUAGAGAGUCUGGGUCACGGCGAGUACGCACUGAAGGCCGGCUUCCAUCUGAACCCCAAAGCUGUGGAGGCAGCCUUGCAGAGCUGCUGCAGUGACGCGGAGGCUCAGCAGGCGGGCCGGAUGCAGACCACCUCUCAGCCCAUCCAGUGCGAGCUGCCCACCAUCCCCGUGCAGAUCGGCUCACACUUCCUCAAAGGAGUGUCCUUCAACGAGUCCGCGGCGGAAAACCUCAAACUCAAGACGCACACGAUGCUGCAGCUCAUUAAGGAGGCACUGGGUCAGAACGGAGUGACCCCCAGGGACGACUCCCCCGUUACCGAGGUCCUCAACCAGGUCUGCCCCUCCAGCUGGAGAGGAGCCUGCAAGACGGCCGUCCAGCUGCUGUUCGCCCAGGCCGGGCUGGUCGUGGUUGAUACAGCGCAGAUCGAGAACAAGGAGGCCUACGCUCCACAGAUCACUCUGGAGGGCUCCAAGGUGAUCGUCCAGGUCCCCUCCACAUGGUGUCUGAAGGAGGACCCAGCCACGAUGUCUCUGCUGCAGCGGAGCUUGGAUCCGGAGAAGACUCUGGGUCUGGUGGACGUUCUGUACACAGCCGUAUUCGACAUCAACAGGUGGAAGGAGAGGAAAGAGCAGUCGCUGCCCACUAUUCAGCUCCAGCUGCAGCGGGAGACCCCUGACUACAGCGUCCAGGUGGACCUGCCCCCGGGCCCCUGCUCCAAGACCUCCAGCGGCUUACCCAAAACGAUCUCCAAGCUGACCUCCAAGUUCACCAAGAAAGUCUCGUCCAGUUCCAACAGCGGGGGCAGCUACUCCAUCCCCAGCACCCCUUCCCGCAGCAUGCUGAGCAGCAGCAGCUCCGAGGACAAAUCCAAGAGCCUGGGCCACGGCGACGGGCGGCUGCAGAGUAUCCUGCAGAUGAGCAGCCUGUCCUGCACCCCCGACCCCUCCCAGCUGGCCAACGGCUCGGGGCCCGACGACCAGGGCAUGAACCUGCCCACCGACCAGGAGAUGCAGGACGUCAUCGACUUCCUCUCGGGGUUCAACAUGGGGAAAUCCCAGCAGGCCUCCCCCCUGGUGAAGAGGAGGAACUCUGUGGCGUCUGCAAAUCCCGCCGAGCUGAAGCCCCCCAGCGGAGCCCCGCCCACCUCUCAGUCCGUCUCCCACAGCGCCCUGCAGCCCCAGCCCCAGCUUCCCCCACCAGUGCAGAAGCAGCAGCAACCUCCUCCUCCCCAGCAGCAGCCCCCUCCUCCCCCGCAGCAGCAGCCUUCCCCCCAGGCCCUGCAGUACUACCAGCACCUCCUGCAGCCCAUCAGUCAGCAGCAGCCUCCCCCCCCUCAGCAGACCCCGCCCCAGGUCCUCGCGCAGCAGAGAGCACCCAGCAAGUGGCUCGGUGGCUCCUCAAACCAGCAGCCUCCUCCCCCGCAGCAGGGCCCCCCGGGAGGGCUGUCCCCCCUCGGUCCCAUCGGGCAGUGGGGGUCCCCUGGCCAGCCGGACCUGAGCUCGGACCUGUACAGCCUGGGUCUAGUCAGCACCUACAUGGACAGCGUGAUGUCGGAGAUGCUGGGGCAGAAACCACAGGGGCCCCGCAACAACACCUGGCCCAACAGGGACCAGAGUGAGGGGGUGUUCGGGGUCCUGGGGGACACGCUGCCCUUCGACCCAGCAGUGGGUUCAGACCCAGAGUUCGCUCGUUACGUGGCCGGCGUCAGUCAGGCCAUGCAGCAGAAACGGCAGGUGCAGCACAUCCGUCGCCCCAGCAACACACGCAGCAACUGGCCAAUGGCUGAAGAGCAGCACAGGACCUGGUCCCACCCGGAGUACUACAGCGAGGGGGAGGUGAACAGCAGCUGGUCGGCCAAUCAGGGGGACUCUGCCAGCUCCAGCGACGAGACGUCCUCAGCCAACGGAGACAGUCUGUUCUCCAUGUUCUCCGGGCCGGACCUGGUAGCGGCGGUUAAACAGAGGAGAAAACACAGCUGUGGAGAGCCUGAGGUUUGCACCCUGCCCUCCCCACCACUGCAUCACCUCGUCGAUGAUAACCAGGACAGCAAAACUAAGACCUGGCCCCCCAAGGCUCCGUGGCAGCACUCCACCCACAGCAACACCAUGCCCAAUCCCAGCUCUUCCUUGUACCAGAUGAACCUCCCCCCCUCCUCCCAGUGGAGCGACUCCAUGCAGAUGCUGCAGUCUCCGGUGUGGUCCACCGCCGGCGACUGCCCCCCCUCCUCCGGCAUCUCCUCUGGCUUUCCCUUCACUCAGCAGCAGCAGCAGCAACAACAACAACAACAACAACACAAACCCAUGACCAAGGGCUUCAAAUCCUUCCCCCUGAAACACGAGCACAGGCCCUCUUACCUCCACCAGUACUGAUCUCUGCCCCCCUCCCCCGACGAAUUGGAAGAUUUCAAAGCCUCAGCGGCAACAUUAAGUAAACACACUGGCUAAACAUUUUUGUAUCUAUUUUUCCAUGUCAACAUCUCCCCCCCCCCCCCCCCCCCCCCCCCCCCCCCACUUUGAGAAAAAAGGAGGCGUAUUUUGAAGUUUUCCGCCAUGUUUUAACUACGACAGGUGCAUGCUGGCAGUGGUCGUUUCUCUGUCUGUCUCCUCGGACAAGAGCUGGAGACGCGCACGGCCAUCACCCGCGUGUGUGUGUGUGUGUGUGUGUGUGUGUGUGUGUGUGUGUGUGUGUGUGUGUGUGUGUGUGUGUGUGUGUGUGUGUGUGUGUGUGUGUGUGUGUGUGUGUGUGUGUGUGUGUGUGUGUGUGUGUGUGUGUGUGUGUGUGUGUGUGUGUGUGUGUGUGUGUGUGUGUGUGUGUGUGUGUGUGUGUGUGUGUGUGUGUGUGUGUGUGUGUGUGUGUGUGUGUGUGUGUGUGUGUGUGUGUGUGUGUGUGUGUGUGUGAUUACAAGGGGGCUUCAAAUGCUCUCAUUUUUGCCCAUGAUGAAUAUACUGUGUCUACAUAGCUGUAACUGCCAAAUCUCACGCAAGACGGCUCAGAAUACAGCUACCAUCUACUGUUUCAUAGCUUGUAAAAUACUGAAAUAUAAAUAUUUAGUUCUUUUUAUUAAGAGGCUUUGAGCAGGCUCAGCAUAAAUAUAGUAAGUCACUGCGGAGGUGUAAUUUGAGAGAUAUAUACACUACUUUUUUCAGCGACUGACCAGAGUUUAGAGUUAUAGCCGUAACUAUGUGCCAUGUUGGUAUUGAUAGCACUUCCCAACCAAAGCGUUGUUCAGAAGAUGAAUGGUGCUGGAGCGAUGAGAGAUUAUUGAUUCAACCGUGAAGUCACGCCCGAUUGGACGAGAGCUUUAGGGAACUCCUUCACACGCAUUCAUCUCCUCUAAUUGGCAGUUGUUUGAUCCAGAUUGACACUAACUCCCAUAUACCUAACUCUUUUUUUCUCUUCUGUUUAAUAAUACAAUAUUUUUCUUGUACAAUUAUUGACAGUAUUAAUCUUAUUUUUGUAUUUUCUUACAUGUUAUACCAUUACUGUAUGUUAGUAUUCUUGUAGGCAUAUGACAUAACCCAUUAUUUUCCACCUCCCAAUAUGUGAAAAAGCACAUUCUUUUCCUACAGAGUUGAACUUCACCAUCUAUCUAUAAAGGUUACCAAAUAUGCCAUGCUCGACACUAAACCAUCGUGCGGUGAGGGCGUUUUCGAGCCCUUGUUUCUGCGGUUUCUAUGGCAGUGGGCUGCAUUUAAAGCCCAGAAUGUUAUCUUUGUGAUGUUUGCGGAUGCCAAUGUUGCCUGUAUUUAUGAAAUGACACCAUGUUUUCAGAAAACUAACAUACUUAACAUGUUUACAGAGAAUUGUUUGCUGUAUAUACAUAUAAAUAUAUAUCUUUUUAUAGUUAAUGUGCUUUGCACAAUCAAGAUAUAGGGUUUGUUGCUUUCUGUCUGUGUUUUCUCCCUAACUGUCGCAGCCUUUUUUAAAGAACUCGUUACAGACCUUGGACUGUAACUGUUAGCUUCUCAGCUGUGUCAAAUGGUUUACUAGUGGCUUCUACAAAAAAUAAAAAAUAAUAAAAACAUGUUGCCCUGAUAGACGAUAUGAAGGGGACUGCUUGGCUUAUGUUGCUUCUUGUUCUCUUGAGCUGGCAACUGAAUCUUUCCAAGUGUACCAGCAAUGCAAAAAACGAAUAAAAAUGACUAGCAAUUCAAA
Messenger RNA from Eleginops maclovinus (Patagonian blennie), 5980 nucleotides. RefSeq names its product granule associated Rac and RHOG effector protein 1-like. The record is from RefSeq and is a predicted model, not a curated record. The transcript is spliced from 14 exons. Bases 952 to 4194 code for a protein of 1080 amino acids. Gene Ontology annotation, molecular function: CCR4-NOT complex binding. NCBI's taxonomy places the organism in Eukaryota, Metazoa, Chordata, Actinopteri, Perciformes, Eleginopidae. Gene Ontology annotation, biological process: Rac protein signal transduction.